CGCUAGUCAUUAUGGUCAACGCAAUAAGCUAUUCGUGAGCAUCAUUAUUCAUUCUUGAUUGUCUAAUACCAACCGAAGUCCAUUCAGUGCUCUCGUCGCGCAAUUUACGCGCUCAAGCCCUUUGCGGUUUUCUCGUCGCGCAAAAGUUCUCAUUGCUUUCUCGAGCUCAAGCCUUUGCGCAACACGUAGCUGGUCCUGAAUUACAAUCUCGGCAUCAGGACCCGUGUCAUUGUCAUCAUUCGACGGCCAUGGAUCCAGGGGAAGGCGGCGGCCACGAUGGCUUCAUCAAGAGAACUAGACUGUCUCGACGCCCUGCUACUGACUACAGCGCGAACAUGGCCCAGUUUGUGCAUAAGCGCCGGCCACAAUACAAAGGAACCAUGGGAUUUGAGAUGGAAAGACCCAGUGCUAGUUACGUGAUAGACAUGCUCCUACCACCUGCCCGCAGGGGAAAUGCAGUGGAUACAGUACCGGCUAGACAUUUACACUCAUCCUUGAACAAGAUGCGCCAUCCUGUCAACGUGGUCAAAUGGACACCAGAGGGAAGACGUCUGCUCACCGGCUCGACUAGCGGUGAAUUUACUUUGUGGAACGGAACUGCGUUCAACUUCGAGACUAUCAUGCAGGCUCAUGACAGCGCGGUUCGGGCGGUGGCUUAUUCACACAGCAACGACUGGCUUAUCUCAGCAGAACAAGCUGGUAUUGUCAAAUACUGGCAACCCAACUUCAACAACGUCAAGUCAAUACAGGCACACAAUGACCCCGUCCGGGACCUGGCUUUUGCACCCACCGAUACGAAAUUCGUAACAGCAGCAGACGACGCUCAUCUCAAGAUCUUCGACUUCGCUGGUGGUAUGGAGGAGCUAGUCUUGGAGGGCCAUCAAUGGGACGCCAAAUGCGUAGACUGGCACCCUACCAAAGGACUCCUUGUAUCUGGCUCCAAAGAUCAUCAAAUCAAGCUGUGGGACCCUCGAAGUGGGCGAUGUCUUACCACACUUCAUGGACACAAGAACACUGUAAGCAAGACGCUUUUCGAGCCGACAAAUGGCGUGUUGCUGGCGUCUUGUGCUCGUGAUUCUACCGCGAGAGUCUUUGAUAUCCGCAUGAUGCGAGACGUCUUCCUACUUCGAGGCCAUGAAAAGGAUAUCAGCACGCUUGCUUGGCACCCAAUUCAUUCCAACUUCUUGACGACGGGAGGCUCCGACGGCGCAAUGCAUCAUUACUUACUGGACGAGCAAAAUCUUCCUCCUGGCUCGGCGGCCACGCUGUCCCCAUACGACGCGCCUGAGAAUUCGGAUGCGCCUGCCCAAACCAUCCAUCCUGCCCAUCGCGUAUCCUACGCACACGACUUUGCAAUCUGGAGUCUUGACUGGCAUCCCCUUGGUCAUAUCUUGGCUUCUGGAUCUAACGACCGAGCAACUAGAUUCUGGUCGAGGCCAAGACCAGGGGACAACUCCUAUAAGGAUGAUCGAUGGCACAUUGGCCAGACGGCAGCGGAGGCUCAAGGAACAUGGAAGCGCACGACAGACCGUGCAGCCAGGGAGGAUGAGGAAGAGUUGGAAGACGAAGCUGAUGGUCUUGUCGAUCAGCAGAUGCCCACCCGACAGAACAUGCUUCCUGGUCUUGCUGGUCUGCCGGGCAUAUCUGCACCCAGGUCGUCGUUCCCAGAUGGAACCAGUACUGGUGGAGCUCAACCAUUGCCCAUGCCAGGUAUGAGUGGUAACGGAUUGCCCUUCCCCGGCGGGCCGCCAAUGCUUGGUGGUCAAAGUCUGCCGUUCUCCCUACCUCAAGGCGUCGCACCACCGUUACCUGGUAAUAUGGAUAUUGAGAAACUCAAGCAGAUGUUUGGUGGGCAGCUCCCACCUAUGCCUCCGCCAGGCUCGCAACAGGGAUUUCCUCCACCACCUCCACCGCUUGGUUUCCCAGGUGCGCAAGGGCUACCACCGCCCCCUAUGCCCUUCCCUGGGUUUGCUGGGGCGCCUCCGAUGCCUCCCCCAGGCUUUCCGGGCUUCCCAGGUGGCGCAUCUCCGGAUUUGCAAGGACAGAACAGGCGGAGGGCACCAUUACCAAGUCAAAGUGAGAGCUUGCAAGAGGAAAUUAGGAGGGGAAAGUAUUCGCGGGCAAGAUAGAGUAGCAGUAUGCUUCAAAAAGUGCCUGGAAGCGUGAAAUCGAAUUUCUUUGCAUGCACACUCAUCCCAAAACAAGCAACA
Aureobasidium subglaciale EXF-2481 is the source of this 2210-nucleotide messenger RNA. RefSeq lists its product as uncharacterized. Gene Ontology annotation, molecular function: protein binding. Bases 249 to 2129 code for a protein of 626 amino acids. Lineage: Eukaryota; Fungi; Ascomycota; Dothideomycetes; Dothideales; Saccotheciaceae. The transcript is spliced from 4 exons. The record is from RefSeq and is a predicted model, not a curated record. Gene Ontology annotation, cellular component: mRNA cleavage and polyadenylation specificity factor complex.